Camponotus floridanus (Florida carpenter ant) is the source of this 3143-nucleotide messenger RNA. It is a transcript of the gene CycD, whose product is annotated as G1/S-specific cyclin-D2. Lineage: Eukaryota; Metazoa; Arthropoda; Insecta; Hymenoptera; Formicidae. Gene Ontology annotation, molecular function: cyclin-dependent protein serine/threonine kinase regulator activity. The coding region runs from base 1320 to 2261 and encodes 313 amino acids. The record is from RefSeq and is a predicted model, not a curated record. Gene Ontology annotation, cellular component: nucleus; cyclin-dependent protein kinase holoenzyme complex; cytoplasm. The transcript has 5 exons. Gene Ontology annotation, biological process: mitotic cell cycle phase transition; regulation of cyclin-dependent protein serine/threonine kinase activity; positive regulation of G1/S transition of mitotic cell cycle.
UGGAAUACAAAAGUUAAAUGCAAUAUUGAAAUCUACGAAAUUAAAAAAUAUCGUGAAAAAUUACCAUCGCUUAUCAGUAGAAAUGUCAUGCAGAAACAAGUUACAUGCAUAAUCGAGACCCGUAGACGUCGAAUGCAGUCGAGCAGUUUUACAUAAUGCGGAAAAAAAAAGAAAAAGAUCUCCCAUCCACCUCGCUGCACUGUUGUUCAGCGACUAAACCGGCGCUUCGACCGUUCAUGCCUCGGCUGUGGGGGGAGAGAGAGCGAGAGGAGAGCAGAGAUGGAGGGGGCGACAGUUACGUUUCACGUGACACGCUGGCGCCGCGCUGGUGGGGGAAACCGGCAGCGGUCACGUGAUCAGUUGGCGCCGCGCUGGUGGGAGGAGGACCCGGCUGCGAGACAGUCGUACAACGAUACUCGCCGGCAUUCAGACCUGAUAAGUCGCCAGUGUCGGAUCGUGAGAUAGUGGAGAGGGACCGCGCUCCUCGCACCUCGUAGGACAUUUAAAUCGACCGCAGGUAGACGGACCGACGCACUGGGAAAGAAAGAAAGACAAGAAGGAGGACCGCUUUCGCUCGUCGCGGUCUCGUGCACGCAUCAUCGCCGUCUUUCUCCUGCGCGCCGAUCGAAGCCCUCCUCUCCCUCUCUCUCUCUCUCUCCUCAUUCCCUCGAGAAAAUAAACGAACUAGUGGACUCUCGACAAUCGCGCGACGAUUAAGUGGACACCGGUCGUAAAAAAACCUUCCGCGCAACACGCUACGCUUAUUUAUUAGGAUCCUCGAAGCAACGCAUUAUUUAUUAUCUGUUUUUGUGCUUCGAUUACGCGGAAAUAUAAAUACGUGCCGAGGAAAACGAGAACGAGGAGGUUAGGUUAAUCGCACGAUUCGAUUAAGAAAAGAGAGAGGAAGAAGGUACGUUCUUGGAAAGGAGCGAAGAAAAUGUGUAAGUAACAAGGUAAAGAGAGUGAGAAACUGAUCGCGAAACGAUCGUUCGAGCCUGUCGCACCGAGUCUUCGCCGUCGUCGUGUACGCAUACACACGUGAUCGUUGCACACGCACAUCCACGCGCGUAUACAUACGUCGUCGUCGAAUCGUCGUCGUUUCGCGAGGUGAGUGAUCAGAGCCGUCUCUGCCUCGUCCGCUGUGAAAAAGUGUUGAGUGUCCCCCGCGCCCUCCCUCUCUCUAUCAUUCUCUCCUCGCCCUGGAAUUUAUCGAGCUCGAGGAGGUUCUCCGAGAGAUCGUGUGAACACGUGGACAGAACGCGGUUCCGAGGAACGUGGCAGGAAAAUCGAUCGACGCGUCUCUCCUCCCGAGCAUCGCUAUGGAUCUUCUGUGCUGCGAGACCACCGAGACGGAGUGCCGGGCUUACGCGGAUCCGGCCCUCCUCGGCGACGACCGGGUUCUCCAGAAUCUCCUGCAGACCGAGGAGCGCUACGCGCCCAGCAGCUCCUACUUCGAGUGCGUCCAGAGGGACAUCUCGCCGCUCAUGCGCAAGAUCGUCGCCGAAUGGAUGUUGGAGGUAUGCGAGGAACAAAAGUGCCAGGACGAGGUCUUUCCGCUGUCGAUGAACUACGUCGACAGGUUCCUGUCGAUCUGUCCGAUCAGAAAAUCGCAGUUGCAGCUACUCGGCACCGCCUGUCUCCUGCUGGCAUCGAAGCUACGCGAGACGUCACCGCUCACAGCUGACGUUCUGGUUUUCUAUACCGAUAAUUCUAUCACUCUGGACGAUCUAUGGAGGUGGGAGCAGCUGGUCGUCUCUAAACUAAAGUGGGAGCUAUCUGCGGUAACACCCGGUGAUUUUUUAAUGCACAUCCUCAAUAGAUUGCCAAUGCCGUGCACUUGGGACACCGUGAUGGUCCGGAGGCACGCACAAACCUUUAUCGCUCUCAGCGCUCGAGAAUACAAGUUCUCCAUGUACACGCCGAGCAUGAUAGCGGCAGCGAGCGUCGCAGCGGCGUUACACGGACUGGACUGGACCGGGAAAAGCGGAUACGGGCUGGCCGGUCUCCUGGACGAGCUCACCCGCAUCACGGCUAUUGAACAGGAUUAUCUGCAUGGCUGCUUAGAGCAGAUAGAGGAGAUGAUCUCGCAGGCCGCCCACGUAAACACCGAUAAUCCCGGAAAUGGACACCCGACAAUGAGUACCGGUGUUACGAGCGCGCCGCAGAGGCCGCUGGGGGACCAAAACAAUACAAGUCAGGAGAAAAUACUGGAGCACGAGAAAGCGGGCACGCCGACCGACGUCAGGGAUGUACAUUUUUGAAAACCGCAGUAGGGGGACACUCCGUAGGGGCCGACACACCGGUGAGUCUCACAGCCGAGGAGGAGAGUUUGCCUUCGAGCGACGAUGAUGAACAGCCGGCGAAAAAACGGAAGGUAAUUCUGGAAGAGCAACAGAACACGCCGGAAGAGAAAUGUGACGCGACGGAAGUAGCUGAUUGUACUUCGAAGCGAAAAAUUCCUCCCGAAGAAUCUCGAGAUUGAACCUGUGAUCGCUCGCUAAUCACGCGUUUCAUUGGAAACUGUGACACGAAUUAUUACUACAAAUUAAAACCUGGGGGUACAUUUGAAGCAUGUAAGAUGCAUUUUGAAAAAAUAUGAAGUUUAUUUCGAUAUGCGAUUGCAACGAGACGUACUUAUGAAAGAGAGAAUUUUUAUUUCUUGGAUUUAUAUACAUAUUUCGCGAGAUUUAGUUGCGUAUGCUUACGUACAGUAUGUUUUGAUAAAGAUAGACUGAAGAAAAAUUUUGAUUUCCUCACAGUUAUCCAAAUAGUCUAUCACAAUUCAAUUAAUAUUUCAAUUACAAUACAUGCCUUCAUUAUUUUGUCGAUAUCAUAUUUUAAAAGUUUAUUUUUUUAAAUCUCUUCAAAAUUUGCGAACAGAGGACAUGGUUGGUUCAUUGGUUUAAAUCGAAAAAAUCGUAAAAUUGUAGAAAACAAAGAAAAAUAAACGAACGAUUAAAGGUGCUCGAGAUGAUGUGAAAAAUAUUUGACUGGAGAUUACCGGGUGAUUUGUGUCUGAAUUUAUACUGUUCCAACGUGUGUCGUCCGUAAAACAUGAAAAAAAAGGAUACAGAAAUUAGAAAGGCGUGCUGUUUGGGGGAAGGCAAUGCAAUACGCUUUACGCAUUUGUAAUUUUGUAGUAG